CUAUGAAGGUUGUUUGGAACCGAUAGGGACAGCUAGGGCCGUGGAAGUCGGCCGGUCGGUCGGUUCAGUCGCGAUUGGACAUGGUGGGACGCAGGGCGGCGAGUUUAAUGCUAGGCCCCGGGGCGGGGACGUUCUAAGUACAUGAAUGGCCGAAAACCGCGGCCGAAGCAGCAAAGCACGGUGGUCGCCCGGUUUCGGCCCCAUCGCGAUGGGAGUGGACCUGCCCUCUGCCCUGGUCCCCUCCUUUGAACUCUGCGUCGCGCGUGGUGUGGCGUUGCAUACUGUCUGUGUGGUGCUAUCGCCUGGCGCGAGGACUGCGCGUCAGCAAAACUCCAUGAGCCAGCCAGCAGCGAUGAAGUAACCGGCUAACCGCGAACCUACGCUGCGACUCUUGCCCUGCCUAGCCUUGUGGGAUUUGUGAGCCGGGAUUACAGCCCGUGAUGGAACAUGGCAAGGGGCAGGAAAGCGUAGUCCCGAUGUGUGUGGCUCCCACCCGUGCCCACAUAAAUGCGUAGCAAGAAGGGACAAGGCAUUGGUGCGUCGUUCGCGCGCUGUUACUGUACCGACGGUA
Messenger RNA from Chlamydomonas reinhardtii, 571 nucleotides. RefSeq lists its product as uncharacterized. NCBI's taxonomy places the organism in Eukaryota, Viridiplantae, Chlorophyta, Chlorophyceae, Chlamydomonadales, Chlamydomonadaceae. The record is from RefSeq and is a predicted model, not a curated record. The transcript has 2 exons. Bases 146 to 361 code for a protein of 71 amino acids.